UCCUUUGGUUUUUUUUCGCACCCAUCAACCAUCAUUUGCUACCUUGUGUUUUCUUUUCUGCCUAAAAUUUAUUUUUUUAAUUAAUUUAUUAGGUUUUUUAAUUUAGUUUCUAUUGAAAAACAUGUUAAAAUUAAAUAGCAUUUUGCGCAGCACCUUAACUUCGCCAAACUGGCGUGGUUCGGUUACGUUUCUGCAUGUAGGCGAAGCAAACAUUCUGCCAACUGCUGUCGAAAAUUCAAAUGAAUUUAAGGAAAAUGCCGCCGAAAUGUCAAAUUUGGUUAAUGAACUGCGCAACAUAACGAGUGAAGUGUUGACGGGCGGUGGUCCAAAGGCCAUUGAACGACACACCUCCAGAGGUAAGUUGUUGGCACGUGAACGUAUCAACAGAUUGGUGGAUACGGGAUCACCAUUUUUGGAACUGAGCACUUUGGCUGGCUAUCAGUUGUAUGGUGAUGAGGUUGUAAAUUCGGGUGGUAUUAUUACCGGUGUAGGACGUGUUUGUGGAACUGAAUGUGUUAUUGUGGCCAACGAUGCCACCGUUAAAGGUGGUUCUUAUUAUCCCAUUACUGUUAAGAAACAUAUUAGAGCCCAGGAGGUGGCUCAGGAAAAUCGUUUGCCUUGCAUUUACUUGGUAGAUUCCGGUGGUGCCAAUUUACCACGUCAAGCUGAAGUAUUUCCCGAUAAAUUGCACUUUGGUCGCAUUUUCUACAAUCAGGCCAAUAUGUCCGCCAUGGGCAUUCCACAAAUUGCUGUUGUUAUGGGUAGUUGUACUGCUGGCGGUGCUUAUGUACCCGCUAUGGCUGAUGAAAGUAUCAUUGUCAAGAAACAAGGUACCAUUUUCUUGGCUGGUCCUCCUCUAGUCAAGGCUGCUACCGGUGAAGAGGUUUCGGCUGAAGAUUUAGGUGGUGCUGAUUUGCAUUGCAAGACUUCAGGUGUCACCGAUCAUUAUGCCGUCGACGAUGAACAUGCUCUCUAUUUGGCUCGACAAGUUGUUAGCAAUUUAAAUUUACCCACCACAAAUGCUUUCAAUGACCAAUUCCUAUACUCCAGCAAAAAGACCAUUAAGGCAGCAGAGGAUUCUUAUGUGCAGGAAGUGGAAGAACCUAAAUAUGACCCCAAGGAAUUGUAUGGUAUUGUGGGUCCCAACUUGACCAAGAGUUUUGAUGUGCGUGAAGUUAUUGCCCGUAUUGUGGAUGGCAGUCGUUUUACUGAAUUCAAGAAAAUGUAUGGUGAAUCAUUGGUUUGUGGUUUUGCCAAACUUUAUGGUCACAAGGUUGGUAUUGUGGGCAACAAUGGCGUAUUGUUUUCGGAAAGUGCCCUUAAGGGUGCCCAUUUCAUACAGUUAUGUGCCCAACGCAACAUACCUUUGGUGUUUUUACAAAAUAUUACCGGUUUUAUGGUGGGUCGUGAUGCUGAGGCCAAUGGUAUUGCUAAGAAUGGUGCUAAGAUGGUAACAGCUGUGGCCUGUGCUAAUGUACCCAAAUUCACCGUUAUCAUUGGUGGUUCUUAUGGUGCUGGCAACUAUGGUAUGUGCGGUCGUGCCUACUCUCCCCGCUUCUUGUACAUGUGGCCCAAUUCCCGUAUUUCAGUUAUGGGCGGCACUCAAGCAGCCAAUGUUUUGGCUCAAAUUACCGCCGAUCAACGUAAACGUGCUGGCAAAGAGUUCACCGAAGCUGAGGCCAAUAAAUUGCGUGCUCCCAUUAUUGAUAUGUUCGAAAAGGAAGGUUCUCCCUAUUUCAGUACCUCCCGUUUGUGGGAUGAUGGCAUUAUUGAUCCCGCUAAUACCCGUCAAGUUUUGGGUUUGAGUUUAAAGGCUGCCCUUAAUAAUCCCGGUAAUGGCACCAAAUUUGGUGUUUUCCGUAUGUAAUCUUAUACUUGCAUACAAAAACAAAAAAGAAAACAUUCUGCCGGAACAAAGUGCAUUUUUAUCAAUCAGGUUAUAAACUGUGUGUUAGUUUUUUUAAAAAAUUAAUUAGAUAAAUAUAAAUCUAGAGUGAAACUGUUGCAUUUAUUAGUUGUAAGUAAAUAAUUUGCUAUAUUUUUGUAAAAUAUAUAAAUAAACAUAUAUUUUUGUUUUGUGUAU
Lucilia sericata (common green bottle fly) is the source of this 2083-nucleotide messenger RNA. It is a transcript of the gene Mccc2, whose product is annotated as probable methylcrotonoyl-CoA carboxylase beta chain, mitochondrial. Lineage: Eukaryota; Metazoa; Arthropoda; Insecta; Diptera; Calliphoridae. The record is from RefSeq and is a predicted model, not a curated record. Gene Ontology annotation, molecular function: methylcrotonoyl-CoA carboxylase activity. Gene Ontology annotation, cellular component: mitochondrion; methylcrotonoyl-CoA carboxylase complex. Gene Ontology annotation, biological process: L-leucine catabolic process.